GGCGCAACAGGCGUCCGGCCGGGCGGGCCUCGGCGGCGGCGGCGACAUGGACAAGCUCAAGAAGGUGCUGAGCGGCCAGGACACCGAGGACCGCGGCGCGCUGGCCGAGGUCGUCGACGCGUCCACCCUGAGCUGGGGCACCCGGAUCAAAGGCUUCGCCGCCUGCUUCGUGGCGGGCAUCCUGUGCUCCCUGCUGGGGACGCUGCUACUGUGGCUGCCCCGGAAGGGACUCACGCUCUUCGCCGUCUUCUACACCUUCGGGAACAUGGCUUCCAUCGGCAGCACCGUGUUCCUCAUGGGGCCCAUGAAACAGCUGAAGCGGAUGUUCGAGCCCACACGCCUGGUCGCCACCAUCCUGGUCCUGCUGUGCUUUGCGCUCACGCUGUGCUCGGCCUUCUGGUGGCACAACAAGGGGCUGGCGCUCAUCUUCUGCAUCCUGCAAUCCCUGGCGCUGACAUGGUACAGCCUCUCCUUCAUCCCCUACGCCAGGGACGCCGUGAAGAAGUGCUUCGCCGCGUGCCUCGAGUGACCGUGGCCAGUCGUGCGGCGGCCUCUUGUAAACACCCAGCUCUUCGGACACUGCCUUUUUCGCCCACGCCACGCGCCGGGGGUGGUGGGGGGCAGGUUUGCUUUCG
Sorex fumeus (smoky shrew) is the source of this 635-nucleotide messenger RNA. It is a transcript of the gene SFT2D2, whose product is annotated as SFT2 domain containing 2. Lineage: Eukaryota; Metazoa; Chordata; Mammalia; Eulipotyphla; Soricidae. The transcript has 8 exons. Gene Ontology annotation, cellular component: membrane. Gene Ontology annotation, biological process: vesicle-mediated transport. The record is from RefSeq and is a predicted model, not a curated record. The coding region runs from base 47 to 529 and encodes 160 amino acids.